ACGCCCCUCCCCAGUAUACCUAAAAUCAAACACCACCACUAGCAACCAGAGAGACACCAAGCAGAUCUGCUCUGCUUCGGCCGCCGCCCGCCUCAGACCAUCAUGGCGCCGGCAUUGCCCCGCGCCGCCCUCCUCCUCCUCCUCCCGCUCCUCCUCGCCUCCGCCGCGCGCUCCCAGUCCCAGGACGAGGCCGCCGGCCCCGCCUCCGACUCCGCCGCCUCCCCUCUCCCCCGCGACUCCGUCGCCGACACCAAAUCCGCGCUCUCGCCAAUCUCCCAGCCCCCUGCCGCCUCCGCUGCCGACGCCGCCGCCAACUCAUCGCCUCCGGCUCCGCCAGAGACCUCCCCCGUGGCGGCCCCCUCCGACUCGCCCGCGCAGGCGCCGUCCUCCUCCCCGCCUCCCACGCACACGCAUUCCGCUGCUCCAGCGCCCGCCGCCGACAAGGAUGCUGACGGCCAAAAGGACAAGGACGACGACGGCGACCGCAAGUCCGCCCCCGCGCCCGCCCCGGCGGCCCAGGAGAUUAAGGCCUCCAGCGCCGCCCAGCAGGCCAGUGGCGCUGAUGAUGGCGAGGUUCGCGAGGAGAUGAACGGCGGCAAGAAGGCCGGCGUGGUGGUGGGCGCCUUCACGGCGGCCGCGGUCGUCGGGCUCGGCUGCUUCGUCUGGAGGAAGCGCCGGGCCAACAUCCGCCGCGCCAGGUACGCCGACUACGCCGCGCGCCUCGAGCUCGUCUGAUGGAUCAUCUUCCGCUUCAUCGGUGGCUUGGAUCGGAACGGAUCGGAUCAUACAUACUGGUUAGCUACUACUACUACUAGCAGAGUACAAUGGUCAUAUAUACGAUAGAUACGCACUUGCGAUCUCCACUGAAACUGAGAGAUACAAUGCAGCACUAGUACUGAUUGGUGAACAGAAGCGCACGCAUCCGUUGUUGGUGUGAUGCGUCCGCCUUCUUUCUUCAUCCAUCGGUCGGUCUCAUAGAUUGUUUCUUGUUCCAUUCUACUCCAUUGGUGUGUAUGUGUGUGUGUGUGUGGAGUGUUCAUUCUUUGGUGGUGAAGACAUAAAUAAAUAAUCCGAUACAUAUUCAUAUAUAUGGAUGGAGACGAGGAGGAUACAUCAUUUUUGUACACCACGUCAUCAUGUCUCGUUGCAAUUGUUGAUGCUACUAAAAUAGAUUGAUUGGUGAUUCAAUAAUCACGGCAUCGGUAUGCACAGCUUUCA
Molecule: messenger RNA, 1218 nt
Organism: Panicum virgatum (switchgrass)
Lineage: Eukaryota; Viridiplantae; Streptophyta; Magnoliopsida; Poales; Poaceae
Product: mucin-1-like
Exons: 1
Coding region: 103-735 (210 amino acids)
Source: RefSeq, a predicted model, not a curated record